Rhodamnia argentea is the source of this 2140-nucleotide messenger RNA. RefSeq names its product cleft lip and palate transmembrane protein 1 homolog. Gene Ontology annotation, cellular component: endomembrane system; membrane. The record is from RefSeq and is a predicted model, not a curated record. The coding region runs from base 70 to 1830 and encodes 586 amino acids. The transcript is spliced from 12 exons. Lineage: Eukaryota; Viridiplantae; Streptophyta; Magnoliopsida; Myrtales; Myrtaceae.
GUCCGCGCUUCAGAUCUCUCUCUCUCUCUCUCUCUCUCGCUGCAUCGGUAUCGCCACGAGCAAGAGAAGAUGGCACCGCCGGCGGCCGCUGGAGGUGGCGGCGGAGGAGGAGGAGCAGGAGGAGAGCAGCAGCAGCAGCAGAGAGCGCAGGGCGGAUUCAGUCUCACCGGAAUCAUCAGGAUAGCCGUCUUCUGGUACUUCGCCUCCAAGUUCUUCUCCCCCAAGAAGCCCUCUGAUCCUUCCAUGCUCAUGUCCAAUCUCUUCCAGAAAGGCGAAUCCCUGGAUAUGUGGGUGUACCUCUCCGAACACGAGAAGUUCAAUGACUUCGGUAGUGAAGGUGCGCUUGUUUGGCAUGAGACCAACAUUCCGUACGCUGAUUGGGGACCGCACAGUACUCGUUCUCUUUCCUUGACCUAUCAUCCUUCCGAGGCUCUGAAGCACAAUGGGAGUCUCUACGCUCAUGUCUUCUUUGCGCGAUCUGGCUACCCUCCUGAUCCGAGUGAUCCCGAGUACCAGCCGCUUUCCGCUUUCGGGAAGACACACCCUGUUGUGACACACUUGCCCAAGUCAAAGGCGGAUAAAAGAAAGCGCUUGUUGGGUGGUCAGGGAGAAUCUGAUGGAGGUGGAAGCGUCUCUGAGGUUGUCGAAGAAGAUAAGGAUGAGGGCCCUGUUGAAUGGAUCCCAUAUUGGAAGCCAAAUGUCACAAUUAAUCUCGUUGAGGACUUCACACGGUAUCCUCACAACGCUGUACCGCCAAAUGUUGCUCCUUACUUGAAUGUUGAACCUAGUACAGGAAGUUAUUAUCCAACUAUCUACUUCAACGAAUUUUGGUUGCUUAGAAAUAAGUUGAUACCCAUUAAUGAGACGGUGGAUGAAGUGCCACUAAAUCUGGAGGUGGGUCCAAUCAGCAUGACGAAGUGGCAAUUAUUUUUACAAAUUGAUCAAUCAUUUCAAGUCCAUCGCAGUUAUGGAAGUAUGCUUGAGGGGGAGUCUGAUGAACUUAAGAGGGUAUUCUUGGAAGGAAAUCCAUAUCUCCUGGGGAUCACAAUGGUUGUUUCAGUACUUCAUUCAGUGUUUGACUUCCUCGCGUUCAAGAAUGAUAUCCAAUUUUGGAACAAAAACAAGUCUAUGGAGGGUCUUUCUGCAAAGUCUGUCGUUGUGAACUUCAUUAGUCAGCUCAUUGUAUUCCUUUAUCUGCUUGACAAUGACACAUCAUGGAUGAUACUGGCAAGUUCUGGAGUUGGUUGCUGCAUAGAGUUCUGGAAGAUUGGGAAGGCAAUGCACAUAGAGAUUGAUAGGAGUGGCAAGAUACCCAUGUUGAAGUUUCGUGAUCGGGAAUCGUAUGCAGGGAACAAAACGAAAGAAUAUGAUGAUCUUGCUAUGAAGUAUCUCUCCUAUGUUCUUUUCUUCCUUGUGGCAUGCUCUUCAGUUUACUCCCUUAUGUAUGAGAGCCACAAGAGCUGGUAUUCAUGGAUUCUCUCUUCACUCACAAGCUGUGUUUACAUGUUUGGGUUCAUCACAAUGUGCCCUCAGUUAUUCAUAAACUAUAAACUGAAGUCAGUGGCACAUCUACCUUGGAGACAGAUGACAUACAAGUUUCUGAACACCAUCAUUGAUGAUCUCUUUGCCUUUGUCAUUAAAAUGCCAACACUUCAUCGGCUCUCUGUCUUCCGCGAUGACAUUAUUUUCCUGAUAUAUGUGUACCAAAGAUGGGUAUACCCUGUUGACAAGACACGCGUCAAUGAAUUUGGAUUCGCCGGUGAAGAUGUUCAAGCAUCCCAGGGUGCAGAGGUGGUUUCCUCGACGGAAGGGGAUAAGAAAACAAACUGAGCCACCAUUGAUCCAUUUGAGACAAGGCCUCUGGCACAGGAUGUGCAGCUAAGAUCGGGAGUGUCUCUCGCUUGCUUCCCAUUUUUCUUUUGUUUACAGUUAUUAACUUUGGCAAAUUUUGGCUUGUUUAGCAUUUGUAGGAUAUAUGUACACACACUUAUUUAAGGAAGGCUUGUAGGCAGGGUAGCAUCCUACAGAAUAGCGGGGCCUAGCGGCAUGCAAGGAGCUCUGAGCUUUUUAAGGAGCUUUGCAGUUCCUUCUUGCACACACCAUGUCCAUGACCGUGAUAUUAAUUGCCUUUUUCUUCUUC